Sphaeroforma arctica JP610 is the source of this 209-nucleotide messenger RNA. RefSeq lists its product as hypothetical. The transcript has 2 exons. Lineage: Eukaryota; Ichthyosporea; Ichthyophonida. Gene Ontology annotation, cellular component: cytosol; intracellular membrane-bounded organelle; membrane. Gene Ontology annotation, molecular function: sterol binding. The record is from RefSeq and is a predicted model, not a curated record. The annotation marks the transcript as partial.
AUGAAGCUGCAUCUGCAAGAGCUGGAUGAGGUCUACACCAUCACACUGCCCAGUGCCAUUGUCAAGGGCAUCUUCUUCGGUACCAUGAUGGUUGAAUUGGGUGGGACUGUCAAGGUCGAGAACAUGAACAACGGACUUGUAGCAGAGGUGGACUUCAAGCAGAAGCCAAUGAUUGGCGGGCAGUAUUGUGCUAUUUCAGGCGGGAUCAG